This is a messenger RNA of Lecanosticta acicola, 1122 nucleotides long. The record is from the annotation of a GenBank genome assembly. NCBI's taxonomy places the organism in Eukaryota, Fungi, Ascomycota, Dothideomycetes, Mycosphaerellales, Mycosphaerellaceae.
AUGCCCCGAGAAUACGCCCAAUCCUGGCUGGAGUGGGAAGCUGCCUCAGGCGGCCGAGCCGUCCUCAAAGGCACCGUCGAGGAAAUCAGAGCCAUGUCCGACAACCUCUCCCAAGCGCUCCUGCCCAUGCUGCCACCCUUCACGGACAAAGUCACCGUCCAAGAAAGCGAAAUCGAAGGCACCAAAGUCAGAAUCUACAACCCCAAGGGCACUUCGGGACCUCUCCCGACCGCCAUCUGGACCCACGGUGGCGGCUACAUGCUCGGGGAUCUCGACACCGACCACCACCUCUGUGGUCUCGUCUCGGAACAGACGAAAUCUGUGGUUGUGAAUGUAGAUUAUCGUCUAGCGCCCGAGGCGGUCUGGCCUGCGCAGUUGGAAGAUUGCGUCAAAGUAUACAAAUGGGUAAGCGAGAGUCUCCAAAUCUUCCCCUGCCAUGUUCAAUUCCAUCAACGCUGAAUACAUUCCUUGUCCAAUCAAAGGCACAUAGAAAUGCGCCUUCUUUCUCCAGCGAUCCCCAGAAAUUCUACACCAUAGGCGGCUCAGCAGGCGGCGCUCUGGCCCUGCAAACCGCAAACCAAAUCCUCCGUGACCCGGAUCCGGCCCUCAGAUCCUCCCUCAAAGGCAUCUGUGCCCUGGUGCCCUCCACGGCACAUUGGUAUUCCAUCCCGUCGAAAUACGCUUCCACAUACACCGCUUAUUCCGAAAAUGCAUCCGGCGUGCCGAUUAUUGACAGAGAAAGCAUGGAGAUCUUUUUUAAGUACGUACUCUCCCAACCUUCCCUACCUCCCUCUCUCUCUCUCUCUUUUUCGCUGGUACUAAUAGCCUGUUCCUUACAGAGCCGUAAAAGCCGACCCACAAGACCCUUCCCUGUUCACUCUCCUAGCGACGGAUAUCCAUCCUUCGUUCCCUCCCACCUAUUUCGCGAGCUGCGAAUUCGAUCCUCUCAGGGACGAUGCGUUCGUGAUGGAAGCAGCGCUCAGAGACGCCGGUGUCCCGACCAGACAUGAUCACUAUAAGGGGUUUCCGCAUUACUUCUGGAUUAUACCCGCUGUGCCGGAGGGUCGGGAAUUUAUUGGGAAGUUGAUGGAUGGGGUGAGGUGGUUGUUGGGACAGAUGUAG